Messenger RNA from Micromonas pusilla CCMP1545, 1071 nucleotides. RefSeq lists its product as uncharacterized. The coding region runs from base 1 to 1071 and encodes 356 amino acids. NCBI's taxonomy places the organism in Eukaryota, Viridiplantae, Chlorophyta, Mamiellophyceae, Mamiellales, Mamiellaceae. The record is from RefSeq and is a predicted model, not a curated record. The transcript has a single exon.
AUGUCGCGUCGCGCGCCGCCCCCCGCGGGUCCCGGCCUCGCCCCCGCGCCGCUUCGACGCUCCGUGGACGAGGCCGCGCUGAACGCGAAACUCAGGGAGCUCAGAGAGGCGAUGAGCAAGGAGAAGGUGGCGCGCGAGGGCGCGCGCGCCCGCCAGGCUGCGGGGGGCGGCCACAUCUGGGCGUCGUCGCGCGCGUCCGCGAACGCCGUCCGCGUGACGCGCAACGGCGGCCGACUCCGCGAGCUCAGCGCGGAGGAGCUCGAGCGCAUACAGAGGAUCAGGCAGGAGGAAUCCCCGAGCGCGCGAGCGGAGGCGGCGAUGCGACGCGCGGAGGCCGAGGGCGCCGCGGACGGAGGACGCCGGCGACGCCUCGCGCCCAUCGAGCACGCGCCGACGACGUACCACCCGCCGACGCGGGCGCCGCCGCGUCCGACGCGGCCGCGGUCGCCGCGGUUCAUCGAGCACGUGAUAUACUCCACCGCGCGGGGGCCGACGCCGACGCCGGCGCCGCCGCCGGGUGGGCCGCCGAGCCACGCGCGGCCGAGGAGCGCGCGGCCGGGCGGACACGGCGCGUACCGCCCGAGGACCGCGGAGCUGAACGAGCCGUUGGAAGAGUUCGGCGGGGAGCUUCACCACGCGCCGGAGCCGGAGCCGGAGCCGGAGCCGGACGCGCGAUUCGGGACACGCGGCGGGCGGGUGGAGAUCGUGAACGAGACCCCGAGCCUGUGGGAGGGCGAGGUGGACGAGGAGGCGAACCGACGGGAGUUCGAGGAAGCGCUGAGGGAGUGGCGGUCGGGGGGCGCCGAGGCGUCGGCGACGGCGACGACGACGGCGACGACGCCGGCGACGGCGGCGGCGGCGGCGAUGGAGACGCAGACGGAGACGGUCGCGGUCGCGACGCGGGAGCGACCGAGGACGGCGCGGCUGAGCGACGUCCCGAAGGGGUCGUCAUACUUUGAGCGUCUGCUCGCGAUGAACGCGGAGCGGGUGGCGGGAAGCGAAGCGAUGCGACGAGGACGCGCCGGCGCCGCGAAGAAAAAGUCAAAGACGGCGAGCGUCGCGCGGGGGUGA